GGCGGGCGGGUAUCUGCUUUUUUAUCGUGCCGGGUGUUGGGCCGGUUAGCAUGCUGGCCUUGCCAGAUUGUUAUUUUGCGCUCGGUUUUCAUGGCUUGUUGGCAUGGGCAUGUUCGGAGCCGGAUUUGGCAGAGAAUGAUAGCUACCACAUAUUGCACCGUGCAUGGUUCAAAUUGUUCCCCUGUGUCAGUGGGAAUGACGGAUAUCCCGAACACUUACAAAGGUCCAUCCACGGGUCAGAUCAACAGGGCUGGCAGUUGACAACUUGCCAGGCGUAGUGCAAUCG
Chaetomium fimeti is the source of this 286-nucleotide messenger RNA. RefSeq lists its product as uncharacterized. Lineage: Eukaryota; Fungi; Ascomycota; Sordariomycetes; Sordariales; Chaetomiaceae. The record is from RefSeq and is a predicted model, not a curated record. Bases 51 to 278 code for a protein of 75 amino acids. The transcript has a single exon.